CCGCGGUCACACUUUUUUUCAACGCCGUCGCUUGUGUGAGUGAGCUGUGAAUUUUUCGUGUAAAUAAAUAUAAGUGGAGCAUAUUAAACGUUAAAAAUAGUCGAAAUGGGCGGCCAUAACGAUAAUCAGAACGGAAACUCCAACGGCCACGAUGAUGAUAUUACCGAGCCGGAGCAUAUGCGUAAACUGUUCAUUGGUGGUCUGGACUACCGCACCACCGAUGAUAACUUGAAGGCGCAUUUCGAGAAAUGGGGACAAAUUGUCGAUGUGGUGGUCAUGAAGGAUCCACGUACCAAGCGGUCGCGUGGUUUUGGCUUCAUCACCUAUUCGCACUCGACCAUGAUUGACGAGGCCCAGAAGGCCCGUCCGCACAAGAUUGACGGACGUGUUGUCGAGCCCAAGCGUGCCGUGCCACGUCAGGAUAUUGAUUCGCCCAAUGCCGGGGCCACCGUCAAGAAGCUGUUUGUCGGCGCCCUCAAGGACGACCAUGAUGAGCAGAGUCUGCGCGACUACUUCCAGCACUUUGGCAGCAUUGUGGACAUCAAUAUUGUCAUGGACAAGGAGACUGGCAAGAAGCGUGGCUUUGCCUUCGUUGAAUUCGAUGACUACGAUCCCGUGGACAAAGUUGUGUUGCAAAAGCAACAUCAGCUGAAUGGCAAAAUGGUGGACGUGAAGAAGGCCCUGCCCAAGCAGAACGAGAUGGGAGGCGGCGGCGGCGGCGGUGGUGGGGGUCGCGGUCAGGGCGGUCGUGGGGGCGGAAGCCGUGGAUCCAACAUGGGCGGCGGUGGCGGCAGCUACGGCAAUCAGAAUGGCGGCGGUAAUUGGAAUGGCGGCGGUAAUUGGGGUGGUAACCGUGGGGGCAAUGAUAACUGGGGCGGCAACAGCAACUUUGGCGGCGGCGGCUAUGGAGGCGGCGGCAACAGCGGCUGGGGAGGCAACAACAUGGGUCCCUGGGACAAUGGCAAUGGCGGCAGCAGCUACGGUGGCGGCGGCUCCAAUUGGGGCAACGGCGGUGGGGGCAACGAUUUCGGCGGCUACCAACAGAGCUACAGCGGCGGUCCCCAGCGCGGCGGCAACUUCAACAACAACCGCAUGCAGCCCUACCAAGGAGGCGGAAACUUCGGCAACAAAGCAGGUGAUAAAUUAGAAGUCGCUCAGUAUAAACCCAAAAGUCACAGUCAAGUAAACGAUACGCAAUUCAAUGAGUAUGAAGAAGUAUGAAGAAGUUUUCCGAGCACCACAAACCAUACCAAAACAUGACAGAGAAGAGAAGAGAGUAAUCAGGAUCAGUGCAGAGCAGAGAAGUGGAUGAGGAUGAGGCUGAGGAAAGGAGAGCAGAGCAGGAGAAGAGCAGUGCAGUUCAGAAAGAGAAAAGAAUGAGAUGAGAUGAGAAUGAGAGAUCAGUGCAGCAGUACAAGUACAAGUACAGAGCAGAGCAGCAGUGUGUGUGCAUCGAUUGAUUACAGAGGGCACAGAUUGAAUAUCAGACAAGGCAUUAUUCAGAGAGAGUCGAAUUGAGUCGAGUCGCACACACACAGCAUGCACACACACAACAAGCAGAAGUACACGUACACAGCAGCUGGCCAGGAUUCGAUUCGAUUCGAUUCGAUUCGCUUCGAUUCACUAAUGCUUAUUGCACUUGAUGAUUGAUUGAUUACCUUCUAUGAGACGCAUCUAAACAAUCCAAUACCCCAUAGAAAUAUAUACUUACUUAAAUUCAAACCAUUUGUAGCAACAAUGCAACAACAACAACAACAAGAACAACAACCAGUAUAAGUAACAUUGUAAAUUAGAUGAAAAGCGCGUACAAGCGAACAUUUGUAUAUCCAAUCCACACAAUUUUUUACCAUCUCUUUACCGUCUUUACCUUACCACCUUGUUACCGAGACCCCAUAAGUGCAAUCAGCUAUGUAAAACUUCAAGGCGGCAGCCGAGAGGCCUCAUUAUUUGUACAAUUUCGAGUAUGUAGCAAUCUGUGCUGUGGCCUGCCGCCAAACAUUUCUGAUAAUCAGUGCGCAGAACACACACAAAACAAACUUAUGAAAAUAUGUAUUACAUUUUACGACUUUCACUAGGCUUAAGUUGUCAUAAUCUUAAAAGAGUGCGGCGCGGCGCGGCGGCAAUGGCAAUCCAUCCUUCACAGCUGCCCCUGCCGCACGCCGCCUUAGCGUUAAUUCACGUGUACGAUUACGAGUACCACACACCACAUUCAGUUUCAAGCGAACUGCUGAACCGAACCGAACCCAACCUUAAUCGUAACCCUAACCGUAACCGUAACCGUUCGGUGGAAUAUCUUAGCUUUCUUGUACGCAUAAGUGACGACAUGGAACUAACUUAUCUCCAAUGUUUAGUUUUAAUCAAGCAACAAUUAAAUGUAAUCUACCUUUUAGCAAUCAGUCUGUAUGCAGUUGUCGUCUGAGGUCAGCGCAAUUAUAAUUAACGAAAUUUUACACUUUAAUGUAGCGAAAUACAAGAUUCGAAAAUA
Drosophila miranda is the source of this 2485-nucleotide messenger RNA. It is a transcript of the gene Hrb98DE, whose product is annotated as heterogeneous nuclear ribonucleoprotein A1. The record is from RefSeq and is a predicted model, not a curated record. Gene Ontology annotation, molecular function: RNA binding. The coding region runs from base 106 to 1221 and encodes 371 amino acids. NCBI's taxonomy places the organism in Eukaryota, Metazoa, Arthropoda, Insecta, Diptera, Drosophilidae. The transcript is spliced from 5 exons.